AUCUUUCAGACAAGUCUGUAAGGACAAGAUCUUCUGUCUUGCCAUGGAUGAGUUUGAUAUUUACUGCAGAGGGUGAUAAAGCAACCCAGCUGAAAUAAUAAGGUUUCUUCGUAGAGAGGAGAGAGAAGAAGACAGAGACCCAUGAAGGAUCAAUAGUUUCAAGAGUGUUACAGAGAGAAAUAAAAACUGGACCCCUCGUUAAAAAGAAAGCUGCAAUCUUUCUGUUUCUCUGUGUCCCUCUUUCAGUUGGGUGAAGAAGACUUGCUCGGAGCUUUCCAAUAAAACUGAGGUACAUAAAUGAUGGUCUGAGCACAAGAUUUUGCAUGGCGAGUCAAAGAGUUGGAGAGACUGGUCUAUCAGAUUCAGGACCUUCAAAUUAUCCAGUCUUUCAUGGCAUCAGCCACCCCACCACCAAUUACAUUAAUCAACAGGGCUCUGCUUUUGAUUUCGGAGAGUUGGAACAGGCAAUUGUGCUCCAAGAAAUUAAGAAUAGAAACGAUGAAGCCAAAAGGACUUUUUUAACUGCAACCAGGCCAGCUGCUACUCUGGAAAUGUUCCCGUCAUGGCCAAUGAGAUUCCAGCAAACUCCAAGAGGAAGCUCAAAGUCAGGAGAGAGUACUGACUCAGGGUCUGCUCAGAAUACUCUAUCCUGUAAAGCCGAUUCUCAGUUGGAACCAGCAUCUCCUAUCAGUAAAAAGGGAUUGGAUCAGUCUAUCGAUCAGAAACCGAUUCAGCAACAACACAAAGUAGAAAUGGCAAACGAUACAUCAAGAGCAGGACUUUCACCAAAUCAACAAGCCAAACAACCGGAAAAGAGAAGAGGAGCCAGUUCAACUUCAGAGAAAACACUCGAUGCAAAGACACUAAGGCGGUUGGCUCAGAAUAGAGAAGCAGCAAGAAAGAGCCGACUGAGAAAAAAGGCUUAUGUACAGCAGCUAGAGUCUAGUAGGAUAAAGCUUACUCAGUUAGAGCAGGAGCUUCAAAGAGCAAGAUCUCAGGGUCUCUUCUUAGGAGCCGGUGGUGCAGCGGGUGGAAAUAUCAGUUCCGGAGCUGCGAUAUUCGACAUGGAGUAUUCAAGGUGGUUAGAGGAUGAUCAGAGGCACUUGUCGGAGCUCCGGACAGGGCUGAACGCUCAUUUGUCGGACGGCGACCUCCGGGUAAUAUUAGACGGAUAUCUAGUUCACUACGACGAGAUUUUCCGGCUGAAGGCUGUUGCUGCCAAAUCUGACGUCUUCCACCUCGUUACCGGAAUGUGGGCAACUCCGGCGGAGCGCUGCUUCCUCUGGAUGGGUGGCUUCCGGCCAUCGGAACUCAUUAAGAUAUUGACGCCUCAGCUGGACACAUUGACGGAGCAGCAGUUCAUGGGCAUAUGUGGUCUGCAGCAAUCCUCACAGCAGGCAGAGGAGGCCCUCUCUCAGGGUCUGGAGCAGCUCCACCAGUCUCUCUCCGACACCGUCGCAACCGGGGCUCUCAGCGACGGGACCCUGGUCCAGAACUACAUGGAUCAGAUGGCCAUCGCAUUGGGCAAGCUCUCAAACCUCGAAGGGUUCGUUCGACAGGCUGAUAAUUUGAGGCAGCAAACGCUUCAUCAGAUGCGUCGGAUUCUGACCAUUCGACAAGCUGCAAGGUGUUUCUUGGCAAUUGGGGAAUAUUACAAUAGAUUACGAGCCCUCAGUUCCUUGUGGGUUUCUCGCCCUAGAGAGAAUUUGAUCAGUGAUGAGAAUUCAUGCCAGACCACGACGGAGUUACAGAUGGUUCAGUCGGCACAAAACCAUUUUUCAACCUUCUGAUCGAGAACACGUUAAUUGCAGCAAGUCUCCUUGCUGCUCAUUAGCCAUUGAAGAGUUCUUUUCUCUUUCUCUCUCUCUCUUUUUUUUGCUUUCUCUUUUAAUCUUUUAUAUUUCUUGUAAUAGUUCAUAUCGAUAUGUCAUGUAAAUGUCAAUCAAUUUCAUGUGCCGUAAGAAAGCUUCUAUUUAACCACA
Messenger RNA from Nelumbo nucifera (sacred lotus), 1982 nucleotides. RefSeq names its product transcription factor TGA2. Gene Ontology annotation, biological process: regulation of DNA-templated transcription; DNA-templated transcription. Gene Ontology annotation, molecular function: DNA-binding transcription factor activity; sequence-specific DNA binding. NCBI's taxonomy places the organism in Eukaryota, Viridiplantae, Streptophyta, Magnoliopsida, Proteales, Nelumbonaceae. The record is from RefSeq and is a predicted model, not a curated record.